AUGAUGUCCUCGGCUUUCCUUUUCGAUUGCCUGGCAUCCCGAAUCAGCAUCUCAAGAUACUUUUUGGCGGGCAUCAUCCUUUCACUGGGUGCGGUGGCAAUACAAUCAUUUGCUUCUGUCGGACAGGUGUCUGGAAACGAGAUCACUUGUGUGCUGUAUGCUUUAGGGGCAGUUGGAGCUGGCAUUUCCUACAGCCUGCAGGCCAAGAUGAACAAGCGUUUGGCACUUGAUUUGGGGUCAUCUGCUCGGUCUGCAGCGUUCUGUAACAUCACGGCGAUGAUUUGGGGUCUACCCACUUGUUUUGUGCUUGUCAAGGCUGAUGUGCCUCUGGAAUUUCGGGCCUCGGACUGGUGGAUUUGGCUACUAUGUGGUUUUCAAUCAGCCUUCUACACAUGUUCUUUGGCCGAGCUGCCAAAAAGCCUUGGGUAUUCUCCCACUUUCAUUCUGAUCACAGCAGGCAAAUUGAGUACAGCGGCUUUUGCUGACACGGUUGGCCUUUUUGCACCACCGUUGCCUGUGUCGUGGUGGAGAUAUGCCAGUGUUGUCAUGACCUUGCUGGGCGCAGCAUCCUUUGCGGUCAACCGCGCGGAGGCUGUCUUGGAGGAUCGUGUGCGCAGCAGCUCCACUCAUGUGGAAGAGGGUAAUGAUUCUUGUGACGAUCUUCAUGCCAGUCUAUCCAAUGUGUCUGAAUCUACGCGUACACCGACUGUUUCUUGA
This is a messenger RNA of Durusdinium trenchii, 717 nucleotides long. The record is from the annotation of a GenBank genome assembly. Lineage: Eukaryota; Dinophyceae; Suessiales; Symbiodiniaceae.